UCCACCACCACCACCAACAUCGCACAGUCAGUCACACACCCACACACCGGCGAGCGCGGCGGAGGCUGGGCGAUGGCGAUGGCGAUGGCGAUGGCGAUGGAGGCGGCGCCGGCGCCGGUGCCGCUGCCGCUGGUGCUGCGGUUCCGGAACGGCGAGGACCGCUUCGCGCUCACCGACCAGCCGAGGCAACUCCCCUUGGGGUACGCGAUCGACGCCCCCUCCAUUCGCUCCGCCCGCACCUUCGGCCUCCUCGACGAGUACGCGCGGGUCCACGCGCAGCACGCGCGGGGCGGCCCCGGCGCCGUGCCCGACAUCGCCGCCUGGGACCGCGCCUUCAUGGAGCGGGAGGUCACCGACACCGACGAGCUCCACGACCUCUUCAUGGCUGCGUCGACGCUGGAAAUGGACGGGCUGAGUGUACUGUGUGCACAGAAGACGGCGGACGUCGUCAAGAAGCGCACCGUGGAGGAGGUCAAGGCGCUGCUCGGCAUCGCCGACGUCGGCAUGACGCCGGAGGAGGAGCUCAAGCUCCAGCACGACAACGAUGCCAUCCUCUGCCUCCGUUAACUACCCGAUCUGCCGAUCAUCAUCAUCAUCAUCGCUACUUUUGUCGCUGAAGCAUUUUGAUUCCAUCUCGCCUACUAUAUAUGAUGUACUUUGAGGUGGUAUUGGGUUCUCUACGUCUAGAUACUAGAUAUACAGUUUUAGCUUGAUGCACACUGGUAGUAGCAAUUCUGAGAGAAGUUUGGAGUAAUUCUGAGAGAAGUUUUGCCAGGUGCUCCUGUGAACAGUACUAAUUGAGAGAAACUAUUAUAGUGUAUCAUAUUACCAUCGAAGAACAUGAGUUAAUUGGUCAUAAAAUCAUUGUGCAUUUCGAAUACUAGCAAGGUUAUAUA
Messenger RNA from Oryza sativa Japonica Group (Japanese rice), 896 nucleotides. RefSeq names its product SKP1-like protein 9. Gene Ontology annotation, cellular component: nucleus; cytoplasm. Lineage: Eukaryota; Viridiplantae; Streptophyta; Magnoliopsida; Poales; Poaceae. Gene Ontology annotation, molecular function: cullin family protein binding. The record is from RefSeq and is a predicted model, not a curated record. Gene Ontology annotation, biological process: SCF-dependent proteasomal ubiquitin-dependent protein catabolic process.